This is a messenger RNA of Indicator indicator, 2833 nucleotides long. RefSeq names its product centrosomal protein 104 (gene CEP104). The record is from RefSeq and is a predicted model, not a curated record. The transcript has 21 exons. NCBI's taxonomy places the organism in Eukaryota, Metazoa, Chordata, Aves, Piciformes, Indicatoridae. Gene Ontology annotation, cellular component: cilium. The coding region runs from base 1 to 2802 and encodes 933 amino acids.
AUGCCACACAAGAUUGGCUUCAUAGUUGUCAGCUCCUCAGGACAUGAGGAUGGCUUCUGUGCCAAAGAGCUGAUGGUUCACGCACCGACGGUGAAUGGAUGGCGGUCACCCAGGCUGUGUCAGUACCCCCAGGAGAUCGUUCUGCAGCUGGUGGAGCGGUGCCGGAUCCGCAAGCUGCAGCUGCUGGCUCACCAGUACAUGAUCUCCAGCAAAAUCGAGUUCUACAUCAGUGAGAGCUUGCCUGAAUACUUUGCUCCCUACCAGGCAGAGAGGUUUCAUAGGCUGGGCUAUGUCCCUCUCUCAGACAAUGAGAAGACUGAUUUUGAAGCACGAGAGUUGAAGUCUGUGUAUGUGGAUGCAGUUGGCCAGUACCUGAAGCUGAUUUUCCAUAAAAAUUAUGCCAAUAAAUACAACUUGUAUGGUCAGGUUGCUCUUGUAGCUGUGAACAUUAUUGGUGACCCGGCAGACUACAGCCAUGGCAGCAAUCACACUCCUUCCAGGGAGAAGCUGAUAGACCACUACUUGGGCAUUAGGUCAGAUGAUCCUGCCCUGGAUGGAUCCUACCUUGGGAAGUCUGACUCCAUCUCCCCCCUGGAUGAUCUGGCCUUUGACAUGUACCAGGACCCCGAGGUGGCGCAGAUAAUCCGCAGGCUGGACGAGCGGAAGCGCGAAGCUGUGCGCCGUGAGCGCUACGACCAGGCCAAGCAGCUCAAGCAGGCCAUUGCCGACCUCCAGAAGGUGGGGGAGCGGCUGGGGCGGUACGAGGUGGAGAAGCGCUGUGCAGUGGAGAAGGAGGACUACGACCUGGCCAAGAGCAAGAAGCAGCAGAUGGAGGCCUACCGCCUGCAGGUGUACCAGCAGCUGCAGCUCCACCACCUGCUGGAUGCAGAGCUGCUGGAUCGAAAACCUGAGCUGCCCCUGGAGCCCCUGACAGACCCUGGCAGCCCUCAGCACUCAACAGCUGCAGCUUCACUCCCUGCUGAGCACAGAGAACAGCACAGAGAAGAGCCCUGGGCAGCAGAGCCUGUGCUGGAGGAGAAGCCAGCAGCUCCCACUGCUUCCCAGCCCCUUCCUCCCCAUCAGUCCCCUCCUCCUCCUGAGACUCAUCUCACAGCCUCCAGGGAAAAGGCUGAACUUCUGCCCUAUGAUGAGAGACCCCUGCCAGCCACCUGCAAGGAGCCUGAGGCCUACCUGGAGCCAGAGAGGGCUGAAGAGGCUCUCAGUGAUGCCCCAGCAAGAGGCAUCACAGGGGAACCAGAACCACUCAGUGAGAAGGCCCUGAGGGAGGCCAGCCCUGCUGUUGAGGUGUUUGGAGAAGCUUUGGUUUCAGGAGCAUAUUCCAAAACCUGGUGCUACCGAGAGGAUGCUCUGCUGGCUGUGUACAAGAGGCUGAUGGAGAGCUCGGUAAACACCCCCAGGGAUGAGCUGAAGAACAUGCUGAGGGCUGCCAUCUUCCUUGUCAGGAGAGCCAUCAAAGACAUCGUGGCCUCAGUUUUUCAGGCUUCCCUGAAACUUCUGAAAAUGAUCAUUACCCAAUACAUCCCAAAACACAAACUGGGGAAAGUGGAAACCUCUCACUGUGUGGAAAGGACACUUCCCAGUCUGCUCUCCAGAGCAGGAGACUGCUCAGCCCGGCUUCGCCUCCUGGCCUCCAGCUUCAUCCAGGAGAUGGCCCUGUGUGCUGAGGUGAAGCCUCUGCAGAUUGUUCCAGCUCACUUGGUGCAGCCACUGAGGCCCAACUGCCCCCCACACCUGGCAAUGAGCCAGCUGCAGUUGGUGGAAAGCCUCUUGAAAGAGCUGGGGACUGAAAACUCAGGGUUCACAGUCAGCAGUGUCAUGAAGUUUGCCACAGGAGCUCUGGAGCACAGGGUGCAGGAGGUGCGGGAGGCGGCACUGAGGAUCAUCUUUGCUCUGUACAGGAGGCACAGAGCUGCUGUGCUGCAGCUCCUGCCCCCAGCACAGCCCAGCAGGAGCCUGCUCUACAAAACCCUCCUGGAUGGAUUCUCCAAGAUUGAUGGCAAAGACUCUGAAGCUGAAGUGAGGGCACAGAGAAAGGCAGCAACAGAAGAGGCAGAGAAGCAGAAGAAGGAAGAAAUAAAAGUUCUGCAAGAUCAGCUGGCAGCUCUGAAGGAGAUCCAAGCAGAAGUUCAAGCUGGAAAGGAGCCAGAAUUUGAUUUGCAGAAGCCAAAGAAUGAAGGUAGCAGAAGCCCACAGUCUGCAGCAGAGAUGCCAGAUGACCACUCUUCUGUUGCCAGUUACUUGGACAAUUUAUGCAUCUUCUGUGGUGAGAGAGAUGAAUCCUUCACAGAGGAAGGACUGGAUCUGCACUACUGGAAGCACUGCCCCGUGUUAAUCAGAUGUGAGCACUGCAAGCAGGUGGUGGAGAUAGCAAGCCUGACAGAGCACCUGCUGAGUGACUGUGACAGGAGGGACAGCUUCGGGAGGUGUCCCCGCUGCAGCGAGGCCAUUCCAAGAGAGGACUUCCCCAGGCACCUGAGGAGCAAGGCCUGCAACUCUGCCAAACCAGAGGCUGUGGCAAACCACUGCCCACUGUGCCACAACAACUUUGCCCCAGGAGAGGAGGCCUGGAAGGCUCACCUGAUAGGCAGGGAUGGCUGCAGGAUGAACAAGCGGAGGGUGGCCCCCGUGAACAAAACCCUGCUGCUGCAGCCUGGCAGAGCAGCUGGAAGGAAACCUGGUGCUGCAGGGACAAAAGCUCAGCCUCCAUCUCUAGCAAGCAAGAUCCCAGCCCCAAGAGGGAGCCCAAAUAAAAGCACUGCCAAAACCUACUCAAAGCGAUGACAGGAAAAGUAUUUUUGUCUUAAAAACUUGA